Molecule: messenger RNA, 921 nt
Organism: Linnemannia hyalina
Lineage: Eukaryota; Fungi; Mortierellomycota; Mortierellomycetes; Mortierellales; Mortierellaceae
Source: the annotation of a GenBank genome assembly
AUGGGUGUAGAGUCAUUCAACGAUACCAUAAUUAUCUACUCCAUCACUCCAUCCAAGGGCUCCUUCAUAAACCAGGUCACCGUCUCCAACCAAGCCCCACCCUUCACAGGAACCCUACUGACAGCGACGGCGGUGAAGAACUCAAUCAUCACCUACUCUGUCUCCAAAGACAACAAAGCUUAUAUACAUGCUUUCGACACUACAACAGGCACAUGGAGUGGCGCGGGGAUUCCCUCUCCAGAAGGAAAAGGAUGGAAGAUCCUCAACACGGUCCUCGCUGUCAUCGCGUCCAUCAUCCUUAUUGGGAUCGGUUUCUGUAUCCUCAGGUGCUUUGGUAGUUGGGUGGGGACCUGCAAUAGAUGUUUGGGCCGGUUGCGAAAGAAGAACGUUCCUCAGGUAGUGCCUCAACAGCCAAUAUUUCUACCACCGCUGCCGUACAACUUCAACAGCAACAGCGACAACGACAGCAACAAUAACGCAGGCAAUAACAUUAACAAUAACACCGGCAAUAACAGUAACAAUAACACCGGCAAUAACAGCAACAAUAACACCGGCAAUAGCAGCAACAAUAUCACCGGCAACAACAACACCUACAAUACCUACAAUACCUACAACACCUACAGCGACGAAGGUCAAAACAACAACUCCAGCAACCACCAUUCCCCCAAAUCCAACAGUUCCGACAGCACCAAUAACACCCUAUUCCCGAUGGGAGCAGGAGGAAAGAAAGGGAGCGAAUCGACGGCAUCCUUGGUCAAUUCAGGACACUCUGACGACGACGACCAUGAGGACAAGAACGUGUCACCACCCAGUCCUACAUUUCAACCACAGCCUAUUCCUCCAUCGCAGUACGGCUCCCCACGCGCACCUCAGUUGGUCCCGCCACAACGCCACCCCCACGCAAACCGGCCGGAGUGGUAA